Phaeodactylum tricornutum CCAP 1055/1 is the source of this 1002-nucleotide messenger RNA. RefSeq lists its product with no specific name. Bases 1 to 1002 code for a protein of 333 amino acids. The transcript is spliced from 2 exons. NCBI's taxonomy places the organism in Eukaryota, Bacillariophyta, Bacillariophyceae, Surirellales, Neidiaceae. The record is from RefSeq and is a predicted model, not a curated record.
AUGAUUGACAAAGUGUGCCCGGCAAUGAUUCUUCCUCAAGUAUCAAAAUUCGCUUGGAAUGGUAGCAUCCUAAUAUUGUUGCCUCUGGCUGCGUUGGCUCAGGUCAAAGUGUUUCUGCUGGCAGGACAGUCAAAUAUGGUCGGUAUGGCAUCAGUACAGCAUUUAGAGAUACUGAUAAACGAUCAUAACAUUACCCAUAACGAUUUUCGGGAAGAUCUUUGGAACGGGACUGGCUUUCGAUCGCGUGACGAUGUUUUUGUUAAAUACAAUGAUCGCGUCGGGAAAUUGGAGCCCGGAUACGGAGCCUCUGUGAGCAAGUUUGGUCCUGAAUUGGGAUUUGGGUGGACAGUCGGGGACGCCUUCACAGAUAAUCCUCUUGGGGGGGGAAGAAAUCUUGCUGUUGAUUUUCGGCCCCCACUGUCGGGUGAAGGUCAAUUCCCUGACGUCAAACCAUCAAAGUAUGGAUGGGAAUACCGACAGAUGAUUCAUGCUAUUUUGGAUGGGCUUGAGGCUAUCCAGGAAAUUUAUCCAGACUACUGUGAAGACCAAGGCUACCAACUUUGCGGUUUUGUGUGGUUUCAGGGAUGGAAUGACAUGCUUUCAUGGCCUUUUGUUAGAGAAUAUGGCUUCAACCUUGCGAAUCUUAUCCGGGACAUACGCCGAGAAACGGACGAGCCGUCCCUUCCUUUCGUUGUCGGGGAAUUAGGUAUGCAUGGAAACUUGACUGGCGAUCACAGCACAGCAGCAACGCGCGUCAAAACGAUUCGGGCCAUGGAGCAAGGCGUCACUUUGCUGAGCGAAUUUCAAAAUAACACUAUCUUUGUGAAAACGUCACCGUACGUUAUCAACAACGGAACCAAAUACAACAAAAUAUAUCACUAUAAUGGACGCGCUGACACUUACUAUCACAUGGGAAAAGCUUUUGGAAGGGGGCUUUUGCAGAUUCUAAACAAUUCGGCUGCCACGCGACAAAGAGUUCGCAAAGCACGACCAAAAAACUGA